ACCAUCUGCUUUUUCCUUUCUUCCAUCCGGUGCCUAGAAAGUGGAGAAAGAGGUGAGGUGAGGUCAGUACUUACUAGAGAGGAAAUAACUGGCCUUAGCUGAGAGAUUUUUAUCAGAAGCAAUGUAGCAGGUGCUUCGAGAGCCAGACAAUGGUGUUGAUAUUGUUCCUAUACUUCACAGUCCAGACAGGCAGAGAAGAGGGACUGUUUUCAGUCUAGAAAAUGCUCGUCCCUUCUCAGAACAUUUCAACUGUGAAGAAAGAGAUUGUGAUUAGGCCUCAGAGAGAAGGGCAACUCUGGAUGGUGAUAGUAAAUCAGGGACAGUGAGAGGGAAGGUGAGCUUUUUGUGAGGACUGGAAGAGAAGGAAGGCGUGGAGGAGAGGAGGAGAGAGGCUUACUAUAAGAACCUCCUUAGUAGUCCAGGGAGAUUGGGGGUGUGUUUUUGUUUGUUGUUGUUUCCGUUAGUGGCAGCGGGAAUCCUGAAUGGAUCAAAUCCAGGGUUCAACAAACCGUUCCCAUCAAAACCCACUUUGCCUCUUAAUCUGAGCAGCUCGGGCCAAAGGACCAGACCGGUAGUGACUGAUGAUCUAGUCAGUCAGCGAAUGGGAGGAGAAUUCCACUCCCUGAGAGAAAAGCUCCCUCCUUGCUUUGGAGGAGGGCCAGAGGCGGGGUGCUUUCGGUGGGAAACGCUGCAGUUCCUUCUUCUUCUUCCUUGCACAGCAGUGCAGGGUCCGGAAUGGAAGUCCUCUUCGCAGCCAUCCUUGCUGUGCCACUCAUCCUGGGACAAAAUUAUGAGGGUGAAGAAGGACUGGAAGAGGACGAUUAUUAUCAGGUGGUCUAUUAUUACACAGUGACCCCCAAUUAUGAUUACUUUGGUGCAAGUUUCACUGUUGAUUACCAAAUGUUUGAGUUAGAGGACAAGCUGAAGAGGUUGGAUAAGAAGGAAGUGGAACCAAAAGAGACUACCAUUAGUCCUGAAACAGAACAUGCCGUCCAUCAGACACCCGUAACAGUGAAAGCAGUAACAAUGGAACCGCAGAGUCCAGAUGUGAACGAGGCUAUAUCCUGUCUGCAGAGUCCUGUUUCCCCCCUCUUGUCCUGGCUCCUUGUUCAGGGGUGGAUGUAUUUCAUAUAGAAGGAGAGAAAAGGCUGCUAUGACUCUUUGGGUGGGGAUUUGGGGACAGGAAAUUGGAAGAUAAAUAAAUGAAAUAAUCUGGUUACUCUCUACUCCUU
Messenger RNA from Pteropus alecto (black flying fox), 1232 nucleotides. RefSeq names its product chromosome unknown C1orf54 homolog (gene CUNH1orf54). The transcript is spliced from 6 exons. The record is from RefSeq and is a predicted model, not a curated record. Lineage: Eukaryota; Metazoa; Chordata; Mammalia; Chiroptera; Pteropodidae. The coding region runs from base 736 to 1134 and encodes 132 amino acids.